AUGGGAAGGUGGUCUAACGGGAGAUGGGUCUGGGAUUUUCAAUGGAGGAGAGACCUCCUGGACAGAGAGCUCGAAGUGGUGCACUCGCUGACCACUUUUAUCUCCGGAGUCUCGCCUAAAUCUGACUGCGAAGAUCGCUGGGAGUGGAGAGGGCACAAGAGUGGGACGUACACAACUAACUCGGCCUACCGAAUUAUCAAGGGCCUUAAAGAAGAUAAGGCCGAGCUUCCUCCUGCAGUGAUGGCAGCUAGAAAAAUCUGGAAAUCGCCGGCUCCACACAAGGCGCGAAUGACAGCGUGGAGAGCUCUCUUUAACAGACUUCCCACCUGCAACAACCUGGUCAAAAGGCAGAUUGACGUGGGAGUCGUUGAGAGAUUCUGCAACGGAUGCUUUGCCCAAGAUGAGACAGCAAAUCACAUCUUCCUCCGAUGCCCAAAGAUUGAUAUGAUCUGGAAUCAUUUGUACACUUGGCUCGGGUUCCAGUCGGUACGACCCUUUGCUAUUCCAGAUCAUUUCCUUUCCUUCUCACAGCUGGGCUCGAGCAAGUUUUGCGGGAGAUUCCUCUCGGUCCUUUGGAGUUGUUUUGUCUGGGUUGUCUGGAGGUGA
Molecule: messenger RNA, 606 nt
Organism: Salvia miltiorrhiza (redroot sage)
Lineage: Eukaryota; Viridiplantae; Streptophyta; Magnoliopsida; Lamiales; Lamiaceae
Exons: 1
Coding region: 1-606 (201 amino acids)
Source: RefSeq, a predicted model, not a curated record